Molecule: messenger RNA, 1092 nt
Organism: Fundulus heteroclitus (mummichog)
Lineage: Eukaryota; Metazoa; Chordata; Actinopteri; Cyprinodontiformes; Fundulidae
Product: caspase recruitment domain-containing protein 8-like
Exons: 2
Coding region: 1-1092 (363 amino acids)
Biological process (GO): regulation of apoptotic process
Source: RefSeq, a predicted model, not a curated record
AUGAAGCUCCAGAGCAGCUUUGAGGAGUUUACUCCUGAUUUCACUGGUGGUGGUGAAGAUGAUGAAGAUGAUGAAACCUACUGGUUGAGGUGCUCCAGUCCAGGUCUGUACCAGUGCAGAGUGAGUGGCCUGGUGUUUGCCAUGAAGGGAGAAGGAGACGUGUCCUACAGGAUUGUUUCUUGGAGCAGCAGGUUACUGAGCCAACAUGGCAAGAAGCCUGCAGGACCUCUGUUUGACAUCAGAUGUCAGCAGCAGUCUGUGGCUCAGCUCCAUCUCCCUCACUGUGAGAUCCGCUCCACAGGAGGAUGUACCUACCUGUCAGUCGCUCACAUAGGUGAUGAAGGCAUUGAGUUCAUCAAGCCUGAGGAGAUCACAGAAACUCACGUCAUCAUCAACAUCACAGGGUUUUCUGCUUUUGGUAUCGUCAAGGAUAAAGAUUCUCCUCCUGACCCGGUCCAAGCCUUGGUUCUGCUGUUCUACAAGCCUCCAGCUGCUCCUUAUGUCACAUACCUUUGCCUGUUGAAAGCCUUGGUUCGGAUGUUCCUCAAGCUUCCAGCUCCUCCUAAUGAGCCAUCUCGCCUCAAUGUGUUGCUUCUUCCAGCAAAUGUUGUGAUCCGGGAUGUGAAGCGGAAGAGAAAGGAAUUUUAUGGGACCGAGACGUUCAUAGAUGCACCUCAACUCUGCCAACUGCAGCCAAAUCAGUUUUACACUCUGUCCACAGAUCCUGCAGGAGACUCAGUUCUGAUUCAGCCCACAGAGGCAGAGUUUGAUGCAGAAUCAUACAACAACCACUUGACAUCCAUCCAGAGAGAGAACACGGGUCUCUCUGCUGAUGAGCAGCUAAGAGAACAUCGGACCAAAAUAAUCAAUGGGAUAUCAGAAGCAAAUCUGAAGAGUCUUCUGGAUAAACUUCUAGAAAUAAACGUCAUCAGUGAUGCUGAGAGGGAGGAAGUAGAGGAAAAGAAAAUAAGAGACAAAGCUCGACUUUUAGUCGACACGGUGAGGAGAAAAGGUGAUGCUGCAAGUUCAGAGAUGAUCCGCCUUCUCUGUGAGCUCGACCCGUACUUCUCUGAACAUCUGGGGCUGAUGUGA